AUGGCCUUGGCUGGAUGUGAGGCUGCUGCAAUGUGGCUCCUUUGGCUCAAGCACCACUUGGCCAUUAAUGUUUGGACCUUGCUGCUCUUCGGGAGCACCUGGCUACCGCUGGCGGAAGGCAGCCCCAAGUCUCCCUUUAGGACUUUCCCAGUUUCAGACUGGAGCUUGACGCACUUGGUGGUCCACAACAAAACUGGGGAGGUCUAUGUGGGGGCUGUCAAUCGGAUCUACAAGCUCUCCAAUAACCUCACGCUCCUGCGGACCCACGUGACAGGGCCUGUGGAGGACAAUGAGAAGUGUUACCCUCCGCCCAGUGUUCAGUCCUGCCCGCAUGGGCUGGUCACCACCAACAAUGUGAACAAACUGCUGCUGGUGGACUACUCGGGGAACAGGUUGAUUGCCUGUGGCAGUGCCUCCCAAGGUAUUUGCCAGUUCCUGCGGCUGGAUGACCUCUUCAAGCUGGGUGAGCCCCACCACCGCAAGGAGCACUACCUCUCCAGUGUCAACGAGUCAGGCACCAUGUCUGGGGUCAUCAUUGAGGUGCUGAAUGGGCAGAACAAGCUCUUCAUUGGGACGCCCAUUGAUGGGAAGUCAGAGUACUUCCCUACCCUCUCUAGCCGCAAGCUGAUGGCCAAUGAGGAGAAUGCAGAGAUGUUUGGCUUUGUGUAUCAGGAUGAGUUUGUAUCCUCCCAGCUCAAGAUCCCCUCGGAUACACUCUCCAAGUUCCCCACCUUUGACAUCUACUACAUCUACAGCUUCAGCAGCGAGCAGUUUGUUUACUAUUUGACCCUGCAGCUGGACACCCAGCUCACCUCACCCGACUCUACCGGGGAGCAGUUUUUCACCUCCAAGAUUGUCCGCCUCUGCGUGGAUGACCCCAAGUUCUACUCCUAUGUGGAGUUCCCCAUCGGCUGUGUGCAGGACGGCAUUGAGUACCGCCUCAUCCAGGACGCCUACCUGACCAAGCCUGGCAAGGCUUUGGCCAAGUACCUGGGCAUCUCGGAGCGAGAGGAUAUCCUCUUCACCAUCUUCUCCCAGGGCCAGAAAAACAGGGUUAAGCCUCCCAAGGAGUCUGUGCUCUGCCUCUUCACGUUGAAGAAGAUCAAGGAUAAGAUCAAGGAGCGUAUCCAGUCGUGUUACAGAGGGGAAGGGAAACUCUCGCUGCCCUGGCUCUUGAAUAAGGAGCUCGGCUGCAUCAACUCGCCGCUGCAGAUCGAUGACAAUUUCUGUGGCCAGGACUUCAACCAGCCCCUGGGUGGCACCGUCACCAUCGAGGGCACCCCUCUCUUUGUGGAUAAGGAAGAUGGCAUGACCUCGGUGGCCGCCUACGACUACAGGGGACAGACUGUCGUCUUUGCAGGCACACGGAGCGGGAGGAUCAAAAAGAUCCUGGUGGACUUGCUGGCUGAGAGGAAGCACCAAGCGCUGCAAUAUGAGAACGUCGUGGCCCAUGAGGGCAGCUCCAUUCUGCGAGACCUGGUGCUGAGUCCUGACCGCCAGCAUAUCUAUGCCAUGACUGAGAAACAGGUGACACGUGUGCCGGUGGAGAGCUGUGAGCAGUACGAGAGCUGUGAGCUGUGCCUGGGCUCCCGGGAUCCCCACUGUGGCUGGUGUGUCCUCCACAACAUAUGUUCACGCAAGGACCGGUGCGAGCGGGCAGACGAGCCCCAGCGCUUCGCCUCUGACCUGCGGCAGUGUGUGCAGCUCACCGUGCAGCCGAAGAACAUCUCCGUCACCAUGUCAGAGGUCCCGCUGGUCCUGCAGGCCUGGAAUGUCCCAGACCUCUCAGCAGGAGUCAACUGCUCCUUUGAAGACUUCACGGAGUCUGAGAGCCGCAUUGAAGAUGGGAAGAUCUAUUGCAGUUCUCCCUCUGCCAAGGAUGUAAUCCCCAUCACCAGGGGCCGUGGGGACAAGCGAGUGGUGAAGCUCUACUUGAAAUCUAAGGAGACAGGAAAGAAAUUUGCCUCUGUGGAUUUUGUUUUCUACAACUGCAGCGUCCAUCAGUCCUGCCUGUCCUGUGUGAACGGCUCCUUCCCCUGCCACUGGUGCAAGUACCGCCACAUCUGCACCCACAAUGCUGCUGACUGCUCCUUCCUGGAGGGACGGGUGAAGCUCUCUGAGGACUGCCCCCAGAUCCUGCCCUCCACCCAGAUCUACAUCCCUGUGGGUGUAGUGAAGCCCAUCACCCUGACAGCCAAGAACCUGCCCCAGCCGCAGUCUGGCCAGCGCAACUAUGAGUGCAUCUUCCACAUCCCCGGCAGCACCACGCGAGUCACCGCCCUGCGCUUCAACAGCACCAGCAUCCAGUGCCAGAACACCUCGUAUUUCUAUGAAGGGAAUGACAUCAGUGACCUGCCAGUCAACUUGUCUGUGGUCUGGAAUGGGAACUUUGUCAUUGACAACCCCCAGAACAUCCAGGCCCACCUGUAUAAGUGCUCAGCGCUGCGGGAGAGCUGCGGUCUGUGCCUGAAGGCUGACCCACGCUUUGAGUGCGGCUGGUGCGUGCUGGAGAGGCGCUGCUCCCUGCGGCAGCACUGCCUGGCCUAUGACAGCGUCUGGAUGCACGCCAGCAGUGGCAACAGCCGCUGCACCGACCCCAAGAUCACCAAGCUGUUCCCUGAGACUGGCCCUAGGCAAGGGGGGACCCGUCUGACCAUCACUGGUGAGAACCUGGGCUUGAAGUUCGACGACGUUCGCGGAGGCAUUCGAGUGGGCAAAGUGGCCUGCAGCCCCAUCGAGAGCGAGUACAUCAGUGCUGAGCAGAUUGUGUGUGAAAUCGGAGAUGCCAGCUUGAGCAAGGUCCAUGAGGCACGGGUUGAAGUGUGUAUCCGUGACUGCACAACCAACUACCGGGCCCUGUCCCCCAAGAGCUUCACCUUUGUGACACCCACUUUCUCCCGUGUGAUCCCAGCACGAGGUCCUCUCUCCGGUGGCACCUGGAUUGCCAUUGAAGGCAGCCACCUCAAUGCUGGCAGCAACGUCUCUGUGACCAUUGGGGGACGGCCUUGUGCUUUUUCAUGGAGAAGCGCCCGUGAGAUCCGGUGCAGAACUCCCCCUGGGCACACCCCCGGUGGCUCUCCUAUCCUCAUCAACAUCAACCGGGCAGAGCUGAGCAACCCAGAGGUGAAGUACAACUACACGGAGGACCCUACCAUCCAGAAGAUUGAUCCCGAGUGGAGCAUCAACAGUGGUGGGACAUUACUGACCGUGACUGGCACCAACCUGGCCACCAUCAAAGAGCCCAGGAUCCGAGCCAAGUAUUCCAGCUCUGACAGGGAGAACAACUGCACAGUCUACAAUGACACCACCAUGGUGUGCUAUGCACCUUCCAUUGACAACCCUGUGCGGAGCCCUCCUGAGGUUGGUGACCGGCCGGAUGAGAUUGGCUUCGUCAUGGAUAACGUUCAGGCCCUGCUGAUCAUCAACACCACCAACUUUGUUUACUACCCAGACCCUGUUUUUGAACCGCUUAGCCCCACAGGGAUGCUGGAGCUGAAGCCAAGCUCUCCCCUCAUCCUCAAGGGCAGGAACCUGCUCCCACCAGCUGCUGGUAACUCCCGCCUGAACUACACGGUGCUAAUCGGGGACACUCCCUGCAUCCUGACUGUCUCCGAGACCCAGCUCCUCUGCGAGUCCCCCAACCUCACCGGCCAGCACAAAGUCACGAUCAAGGCUGGAGGGUUUGAGUUCUCCCCAGGGACGCUGCAGAUCUACUCAGACAGCCUGCUCACCCUGCCUGCCAUCAUUGGGAUCGGAGGUGGGGGUGGUCUGCUCCUCCUCAUCAUCAUCAUCGUCCUUAUUGCCUAUAAGCGCAAGUCUCGGGAUGCUGACCGGACCCUGAAACGCCUCCAGCUGCAGAUGGAUAACUUGGAGUCCCGGGUGGCCCUGGAGUGCAAAGAGGCCUUCGCUGAGCUGCAGACUGACAUUAACGAGCUGACCAACGACCUGGAUGGGGCUGGCAUCCCGUUUCUGGAUUACCGCACCUACGCCAUGCGGGUUCUCUUCCCAGGGAUAGAAGACCACCCUGUGCUGAAGGAGAUGGAGGUCCAGGCAAAUGUGGAAAAGUCCUUAACCCUCUUUGGGCAGCUCCUGAACAAGAAGCACUUCUUGCUGACCUUCAUCCGCACUCUGGAGGCUCAGCGGAGCUUCUCCAUGCGGGACCGUGGCAAUGUGGCCUCCCUCAUCAUGACGGCGCUGCAGGGUGAGAUGGAGUAUGCCACAGGUGUGCUGAAGCAGCUUCUUUCUGACCUCAUCGAGAAGAACCUGGAGAGUAAAAACCACCCCAAGCUGCUUUUGCGGAGAACGGAGUCGGUGGCAGAGAAGAUGCUGACAAAUUGGUUCACGUUUCUACUCUACAAGUUUCUGAAGGAGUGUGCUGGGGAACCACUCUUCAUGCUCUACUGUGCCAUCAAGCAGCAAAUGGAGAAGGGACCCAUUGAUGCCAUCACAGGAGAGGCUCGCUACUCCCUCAGUGAAGACAAGCUUAUCCGGCAGCAGAUUGACUACAAAAUGCUGACCCUCAACUGUGUGAAUCCUGAGAAUGAGAAUGCCCCAGAGAUCCCUGUCAAGGUUUUGAACUGUGACACCAUCACGCAGGUGAAAGAGAAGCUGCUGGAUGCUGUCUACAAGGGAGUGCCCUAUUCCCAGCGACCCAAAGCUGGAGACAUGGACCUGGGGGACCUAGCAGGACCGAAGUGUUUGUGCUUGUCCAGUCCAUCACCCACUAACCAGGAGCCCUUCUCCCUCACGGGGACAGAGUGGCGGCAGGGCAGGAUGGCUCGGAUCAUACUGCAGGACGAAGAUGUCACCACGAAGAUCGACAAUGACUGGAAGAGGCUAAACACCCUGGCCCACUACCAGGUGACAGAUGGCUCCUCAGUAGCCCUGGUGCCCAAGCAGAACUCGGCGUACAACAUCUCCAACUCUUCCACCUUCACCAAGUCCCUCAGCAGAUAUGAGAGCAUGCUGCGGACAGCCAGCAGCCCUGACAGCCUGCGCUCACGGACCCCCAUGAUCACCCCGGACCUGGAGAGUGGCACCAAGCUCUGGCACCUGGUGAAAAACCACGACCACAUGGACCAGCGGGAGGGUGACCGGGGCAGCAAGAUGGUUUCUGAAAUCUACCUGACCCGCCUGCUAGCCACCAAGGGCACCCUGCAGAAGUUUGUGGAUGACCUGUUUGAAACCAUCUUCAGCACAGCACAUCGUGGGAGUGCACUGCCCCUUGCCAUCAAAUAUAUGUUUGAUUUCCUGGAUGAACAAGCUGAUAAGCAUCAGAUCAAUGACUAUGAUGUCAGGCACACCUGGAAGAGUAACUGUCUACCUCUACGUUUUUGGGUGAAUGUGAUUAAGAACCCCCAGUUUGUGUUCGACAUUCACAAGAACAGUAUUACUGAUGCCUGCCUAUCCGUGGUGGCUCAGACAUUCAUGGACUCCUGCUCAACUUCUGAGCACAAGCUAGGAAAAGACUCUCCCUCCAACAAACUACUGUAUGCCAAGGACAUCCCCAACUACAAGAGCUGGGUAGAAAGAUAUUAUGCAGAUAUAGCUAAAAUGCCAGCGAUCAGUGACCAGGACAUGAGCGCGUACCUGGCGGAGCAGUCGCGGCUACACCUCAGCCAGUUCAACAGUAUGAGCGCGCUGCACGAGAUCUACUCUUACAUCACCAAGUACAAGGACGAGAUUUUAGCUGCACUGGAGAAGGAUGAGCAGGCCCGGAGGCAGCGGCUGAGGAGUAAGCUGGAGCAGGCGAUCGACACAAUGGCCUUAAGCAGCUGA
Molecule: messenger RNA, 5778 nt
Organism: Indicator indicator
Lineage: Eukaryota; Metazoa; Chordata; Aves; Piciformes; Indicatoridae
Gene: PLXNA1
Product: plexin A1
Exons: 32
Coding region: 1-5778 (1925 amino acids)
Biological process (GO): semaphorin-plexin signaling pathway involved in axon guidance; positive regulation of axonogenesis; regulation of cell shape
Cellular component (GO): semaphorin receptor complex
Molecular function (GO): protein binding; semaphorin receptor activity
Source: RefSeq, a predicted model, not a curated record